AUGAACAACACACUUCCAGCAGAUCUAUUCUAUGAAAAGUUCAUCAAGAACUUCAUCAGCGUGGCCCUUGGUUUAAUCAUCAACUUUAUCAAUGGAACAUUUGUCAUGGUCUUCUUUAAAAAUACUGUUUUCCAUAAUGACCCAAGAUAUAUAUUAUACAUCCAUUUGGUUAUCAAUGACAUGAUUUUACUGUCGUUUUCUGUGGGCUUGCAAGUCACAACAUAUGUUUUGCGCUCCUUCAAUGUCUCUAUUUGUUGUGCUGUAAUUUGUUUCCUUAGUAUACUUGGCAAGAACACUCCACUAAACCUGGCCUGCAUGGCAAUAGAGCGUUACAUUGCCAUUUGCAAGCCACUUCAUCAUUUCCAAAUAUGCACAGUUCGCAGGACCUACAUGCUCAUCUGUUUCAUAUGGACUGCAUCAGCACUGCCAGCUCUGAGUGAUAUAUUCAUUACAAUAUCAAUCCAAACAGCAAGCUUUUUCUCAACUUCCAAUUUAUGUCAAAAUGCGUUCAUUUUCAACAGCUGGGAGCACAAUAUCAAAGAAACUGUGGUGAAUGUUGUGUAUUUGUCAUUUGUGUGGAUUUCACUGAUUAUCACCUACUUUAAGGUCUUUUCAGCAGCAAAUGCUGCUAGUGCAGAUCAAGCAUCUGCUAAAAAGGGCCGGAACACAAUAUUACUGCAUGCAGUUCAGCUUCUGCUGUGUAUGAUGUCCUACGUCACCCAGGUUGUGAGUUCUGCACUUGUAGACCGUUUUCCUGAGAGUCGAACUACUAUUCUGUUCAUGCUGUUUCUGCUGACAUAUAUUCUGCCAAGGUUAUUAAGCCCACUGAUCUACGGGUUGAGGGAUCAAAAAUUUCUAGAGCGUAUCAAAGUGUUUUAUUGUUGCAAACAUGUAAAGACACAGAUAAUCCCCAUGAAGAAAACUGCAGUAUAA
This is a messenger RNA of Danio aesculapii, 933 nucleotides long. RefSeq names its product odorant receptor 131-2-like. The transcript has a single exon. The coding region runs from base 1 to 933 and encodes 310 amino acids. The record is from RefSeq and is a predicted model, not a curated record. Gene Ontology annotation, molecular function: G protein-coupled receptor activity. Gene Ontology annotation, biological process: G protein-coupled receptor signaling pathway. Gene Ontology annotation, cellular component: membrane. Lineage: Eukaryota; Metazoa; Chordata; Actinopteri; Cypriniformes; Danionidae.